AUGAAGCUGUCUCUGGUGACUGCUGUCUACAGCCUCAUCGCCUGCAGCUUCUGCUUGUCAGACUUGAAUUUUACAUCUCCUCCAACGUCGCAACAAGUUCUGCGUAGCGACUUCAAACCACCACCAGUCUUUCAGAACCUUAACCUGGUGCGAAAUACGAAUCUCGACAAAGGCUACGUUAGAGAGACCAUCAAUGUCGUGAUCGAGAAUGUGGACAAAGAGUCUCAAUCGGAGUACUAUCUCCCUUUCGAAUACGAUGUCAUUGCCAAAGUUGGUGGUAUCGAAGUAAGGGACAAGAAAAACACAGAAAAGGGCAGAUUCGAUGUGCGAAUGGCGGCUAUGAGUGCAGUGCUCAGAGAGGAUGGCACUCCCACCAAGUUGGUGUCCUCUCAUCAUGACAGACCAUCUCUAAUGGCAUGUAGAUCAACACAAUACUACAUUAUUCGAUUUCCCGAACCCCUGCCGUCCAAGGCUCAACUGACCUUAGCAAUCUCCUACCACUUCCUUUCUUCCCUUACGCCGCUUCCUGCAAACAUUAGACAAGAUGAGACCCAAUACCUUACCUAUUCGUUUUCCGCAUACGUGCUCUCUGUCUAUACAACCCUUAAGCAGAAAACGAAACUUAAACUUCCCACCACAGAUGUACCAGAGUACACAACAACUGCUGGCUUGAAGAGUGGCUCAGAUCCUGAAAAACAGGGAACAUCUUUCACUUAUGGACCCUAUGAAACAGAAGAUAUCCCUCCGGGGACAGCUCAUCCUGUAUCCAUCCGAUACGAGUUCACGAAACCAGUCCUGGUUUGUUCCUUACUGGAGCGCGAUAUCGAGGUCUCACACUGGGGUGGAAACCUGGCAAUUGAGGAACGAUACUGGCUGCGAAACGAUGCUGCGACAUUGUCAGACAAUUUCAGUCGUAUCAAAUGGGCUACUCAGAGCUACUACAAUGGUCCAACCUCUGCACUGAGGGAGCUUAAGGUGCCGCUCAAGCCUGGCAGUGUUGAUCCAUAUUUCACGGACGACAUCGGAAACGUCUCCACUAGCCGUUACCGGCCAAAUAGGCUUCGCGAUGCAUCACUCGAGCUUAAACCAAGAUACCCUGUAUUUGGUGGCUGGAAAUACAGCUUCCGGAUCGGCUGGAACAAUCAUUUAGGGAGCUUCUUGCGCAAAUUGAAAACAGAUCAUACUUACAUCCUUAGCGUACCUUUCCUGGAAGGGCCGAAGAUGCAAGAAGGCAUUCAAUACGAACACGUACAGGUCCGAGUCAUACUACCAGAAGGUGCAGAAAAUGUCCGAUGGGAGUUGGUUGGGGGAACCGGUCUGCCUACUCUGCAGUCAGAGGUGUCUUUGCACAAGACUUUCAUGGAUACCACUGGAAGAACGGCGCUGAAAUUAACUGCAAUGAAUUUGGUCGACGAGGCGAGAGAAGCCAGUCUGGUGGUCGUCUACGACUAUCCAUAUCUGGCAGCAUUUAGAAAGCCGUUGACAAUAUUUGUGGGGGUGUUUGGUGUAUUUGUAGCAGCAUGGGCUAUUGCGAGGGUUGAUACGAGUAUUGGGAGGAAAUGA
Messenger RNA from Endocarpon pusillum Z07020, 1563 nucleotides. RefSeq lists its product as uncharacterized. Gene Ontology annotation, cellular component: membrane; oligosaccharyltransferase complex. The record is from RefSeq and is a predicted model, not a curated record. The transcript has a single exon. NCBI's taxonomy places the organism in Eukaryota, Fungi, Ascomycota, Eurotiomycetes, Verrucariales, Verrucariaceae. The coding region runs from base 1 to 1563 and encodes 520 amino acids.